Molecule: messenger RNA, 876 nt
Organism: Schistocerca gregaria
Lineage: Eukaryota; Metazoa; Arthropoda; Insecta; Orthoptera; Acrididae
Exons: 1
Coding region: 1-876 (291 amino acids)
Source: RefSeq, a predicted model, not a curated record
AUGUCGACUACAGAAACAAAUACGAAUACUGACAAUACACAAGACCCAGUAGAAACAGACCUUAUACGCAUGUUUAGGGAGAUGCAGACAAAUUUAAUGUCGCAGUUUGCAGCUCAAGUUGUAGAAAAUGUUGCAGCACAAAUGCAAGCUCACACAGAAAAUGUUGCAGCUCAGAUAGGUACUGUUAACACGCGAGUAGAAAAUGUUGCAGCACAAAUGCAAGCUCACACAGAAAAUGUUGCAGCUCAGAUAGGUACUGUUAACACACGAGUAGAAAAUGUUGCAGCCCAAAUGCAAGCUCACACAGACAAUGUCACAGCGCAGAUAAACGCUGUCACUACCCAGAUAGCCAGUGUAACGACACAAAUGGACAAAAUAGACAAUGACGUGAAGAACCUGACCGACAUGCAAAAUAAUCUGACGACUCAACUGACCCAGUUAAAAAGAGAGGUAGCAGAUCAAGUGAUAGAGGUAGUACGCGAAGAUUUAAAUUACAUGAGCCAAGACAUUGAUAACUUAAAGUCCACAGUUAAGGAUAUGCCAGAACACAUCCGUACCUUAACCGAAAAUUUUGAAGCUAUGAGUUUUCAACACACCGAGCUUAGUGUCAAAAUGCAGGAGGCUGUAGACAAAGUUGAUGACAUGACGAAACAACAAAAGCAGCAGUUUUACGAAUUUUUAGAGGAAAAAGACAAACAUAUCAACCAUACAUUAGAAACAGAACUGAAAAAAGCAAUAACUAACACUGUAGAACAGGUGUACACUACCCAAAACAUGCCUGUAACUAAACUUCAAACUGACCUAGCUCAGUUACAAAAGACUCUGACACAGGACUUACCUGACGAAAAAACAUGUAGACGAGCAACUAAAGAGUAA